GCUCCAACAACUCUACCAUCUGCGCCGUCUUUAACAACACAGAAACAGGUCACUUCUACAGAAGCUACCCCCGCACCUCGCCUCCAAACAUUCGCCCCUUCUCCCACAAGAACCGUUCACAGUAUCUCCACAGAGUGCAUCAACAUCGAGCCACCACGGCCACCACCAACGGAAGCGAAGUCAAUUGGAACCAACAAAGCAUGCGUGGGCGUGCAAAUCAAGAUGGAGCCGGGGUCUAGAACGCAAAAGCCUGAUGGUAUGUUGGAGGAACCCACACACUCUGUCUUUCGUAACACUCGCAUAAAAGAAUCGGUUGCAUGCCAGACCGGAAGCGAGGCGUCUCUCGAGUGUAAAAACGAAAAAACGAUAGAAAUUAAACCUCGCGAUAGUUUUCUCCCAAUGAGAAACCAGGACAGAAGUAACAAGGUGUCCGAAGGAACUCAGCCCGACGGUCACGGACUGAAUCAGCGGGAUAAAAUGAUCGACGCUCGAUCACCUAUUCGUCCCAAAACCCAAGAACGACGAAGUGCCGGAUCGAACCAAGAGCAAGCUAAACUCGGCGCGAAGAGCCGCGAGAACGUUUCGACGGAGACUCCGAGCCAGAAGAGCGAGGCGGCGGUUCAGUGUCAGGAGAAGGAGCAGCAGCAGGAGGUCAAGACAAGCCAGGAAAUACGCGCCGCUCUCAGACAGGACCCGCAGAGCCGUCCGGCGCCCGUGCCGCGACGCCCGCGAGGCCGCGAGGGCGAGUGCCUGACCCUGCGCGACGCGCCCCCCGCCCCGCCCCCUUCCAGCACCGGCGCCGCCCAUUGGAAGGACAGCUCCUUCUCCUUCCCAGAGGUGGCCAGCACGGACUGGCCGCCCUGGCCACCCAAGGACAAGGAGCCCGGCGCCGCCGCCAAGGCUCCCGUCAAGGUCAGCACACGAUUGCCACCGGUGGGCUAA
This is a messenger RNA of Gryllus bimaculatus (two-spotted cricket), 942 nucleotides long. The record is from the annotation of a GenBank genome assembly. NCBI's taxonomy places the organism in Eukaryota, Metazoa, Arthropoda, Insecta, Orthoptera, Gryllidae.